GUUAAUAAGAGGACACAGGCGGGGGAAGCGGGGCUGCAGAAGAACUCUCUGUACUUGAUGCACGAUUUUUCUGGAAGCCUAAAGCUGCUCUAGAAAAUAAUAAUUAGUUAUUAAUUAAAAAAAUUCUACUUUGCAAAGGCAAGAUUGGGACGGAGGGCAGGAAGCAGGUGCCCACGCAGGUGCUGUGGGGGCAGGGAUGGCCGUCUGGGGCGUCCACAAACCACAAGCCCAAUGGCGUGCACCGGGCGUCUGCUGCUGCUCUUACUGCUACCCAUGAGCAUGGCCUGGAAGUCCAAGAGCUUGUUCCUGUUCAAUAAGAGGACGGGAGAAGCGUGCAACGACCACUCCGAGUGCCAGAGCCGCUGCUGCGUCCCCAACAGCCCGAACCCGCAGGCCUUCUGCGCCGCCAAGACCCUCUUCCUCCAGUGCGUGCCCUGGCGGAAGCUGCUGCGUCACCAACAGCGCCAGCUCGCAGACGUUCUGCAGGCCCCGGGGCAUCUUCCUGCAGUGCACGCCUUGGCGCAGGCCCGACGGCGCCCGCUGCGGCCACCACCGGGAGUGCCGGAGCCAGUGCUGCAUCGCGCUCAGCGAGGUCAGCUGUCCCCGCUGUGUCCGCCGGAGCGGCCUCCUGGCGCAGUGCCUGCCCUUGGUGAGCGCCCGGCCCCGGGAGGGGCUUCCCGCGGCGCCCGAGGUCGGCGGCCCGCGAGGGGGCCCGGGUCUCCACACCCGCGGGGCGCCCCCUUCCGGGAGGGGCUGACGCCGGCGGCCUCCGGGUCCGUUUUCCUUAACCGGAAAGGAAAGAGGCCCUGGGGGGACCGGGCCCCGCGGUCAGGGUCCCAGUGGGAAGCAGGUGCCGCGCGCCUGGUGAAGGGCCAUUAGCUGCGGGGCUGCGGGGCUGCGCGGUGGGCCCCGAGCGGGGGCAGCAUCAGGAUUCACAGCCGUGGGACUGAGGAAGGGCGGCCGCGGGAGGAGGACAACGGCCCCGCGCUCUCCUUCCCUCCGCUCCUUUUGGACCCUUGGGAGAGCGGAACAGUAACCCUCAAGCCGCAAGGACAGGGGUCAGCCUCCUAGGGCACAAGACCUGCGCCCCUGCCCUGCAGACGGGUCGUGGGGCGGGCGCACAUGGGACCUGGACAGACGGAGACCAGGGUGGGGGUGGCGGACAGAGUGGUGGGCGGGAGACGGAGAUGGGGGGACGGAUAUGGGGACGGAUAUGGGGACGGAGGUGGGGAGUCAGAGACAGUGAAGGCCUGAGGGGUGGGUGCCGGAGACAAGGGAGCGGGAGCUCGGAGAAGGGUGGGGGCCACAGCAACUGGAGUCGGGCUGGGGGCUGCGGGAGCACACGGGGGUGCAGUGUUGUGUGGGUGUUCAGGCACCUGGCUUGAGGCUGGGAUCGGUAACUUUUUUCUGAUCGUAAAGGGGUCUCUGUCUCCGAGGUAAGGACCAAAUUCUUGAACACAUAACCCCAUCUCGCCAGGUGCGGUGCCAUCGGCUCCUCGAGGAGCCCCGGGCACAGCGGGUGCUCACGGAAACGUGUUCCCUGCUGGGCUCCCACGGCUGCCCUGGCCGCAGGCGAGCUGAUGGCCGGGGGGCGGGGGCGGAGAGCUGUGAGGCACCUGUCUCCCCCGUGCAUGUGGCACUUUCUCUCACUUGGUCCUUCAGUGACAGGGGAGCUUGGCUCUCGGGUCCACGCUGCUCUCUCCCGGCUGUGAGGACCUGCAGGCGGCAGACGCGGCUGUCCCUUCUCCCAGCGGGGAGCUCCUGAGGCUGACGGUGCGCGUGUCCGGGGACAAACUGCGGCUCCCAGAACCUUCCCACCAAUAAACACCUGCUGACUCACCCGGC
This is a messenger RNA of Mustela erminea (ermine), 1845 nucleotides long. RefSeq names its product leucine rich colipase like 1 (gene LRCOL1). Lineage: Eukaryota; Metazoa; Chordata; Mammalia; Carnivora; Mustelidae. The coding region runs from base 232 to 879 and encodes 215 amino acids. The transcript has 4 exons. Gene Ontology annotation, cellular component: extracellular region. Gene Ontology annotation, molecular function: enzyme activator activity. The record is from RefSeq and is a predicted model, not a curated record. Gene Ontology annotation, biological process: lipid catabolic process; digestion.